Messenger RNA from Populus nigra (black poplar), 1302 nucleotides. RefSeq names its product phytochrome-interacting ankyrin-repeat protein 2-like. Gene Ontology annotation, molecular function: protein binding. Bases 549 to 1079 code for a protein of 176 amino acids. The transcript has 3 exons. Lineage: Eukaryota; Viridiplantae; Streptophyta; Magnoliopsida; Malpighiales; Salicaceae. The record is from RefSeq and is a predicted model, not a curated record.
UAGGCAUAACCUUCUUUCCUUCCCCCAAAACAAACAAACAUAACUCUCUCUCUGUCUCUGGGUAUUGAAAAUUAUUUAGGGUUUGGUUUGGGCGUCAAAGAAAUAAAAAAUCAAUUCCCUUUAGUAAAUAAUCUCCAUAUCAUAUCAUAUCCGGAUUCAUUGAAAAUUAAUCGCCUCUUAAAUAUCAAUUAGGGUUCACAAAAAUCCAUUUUCAUACUAUGAUUAUAAUCUCUUCACCUCUCGCCUUUCUUAUCUGUGAAAAUCUUCGUGUUUUCGGUCCCGGCCUCAAUCCUUUCUCUCCUUAUUGUGUUGAUCAUUACUCAACUUCUCGCUAAAUCGAUUUUCUUUUCUUUGAAAACUGAACAUGUAAAUCUGUCGUUUGCCCUUUUUCUUGCUGAGCUUUUUUGUUGUUUUUUUUAAUUAAAAAAAGCUAAUUGGAUCUUAUUGAGGACUUGAUUGAAAAAGAACAGGCACACGCUAAUUGUCGGAUUGUGUUUUAUUUUGGUCUCUCUGUGUGCGUGUGCGUAUUUUUGUUGAAAUUAAAAAUUAUGCCACAGGAAGAUUGUGUUGCUGUUUCGUUGAGGCGUAACUUGUCGAGAAGACGGUCGUUUAGGUCAGUUGGGGGUGUUGACAGAGAUGAUAGAGGCUGGACUUCGCUUCAUAUUGGUGCUAGAAAAGGUGAUCUCAAACAGGUGAAACAUUUACUCGAUGAAGGAAUGGAUGUUAAUGUGCCUGCAUGGGGCCCAAAAUCAAAAGGCCUGACCGCGCUCCACCUUGCUGCUCAGGGUGGUCACCUUGAGAUUAUGGAUGAAUUGCUCGCUCGUGGUGCUAAUAUUGAUGCUAGAACCCUGGGUGCCUGUGGUUGGACACCACUUCACCGUGCUGCAAAGGAAAGGAAGAAAGAAGCAGUCAAAUUUCUAAUAGAGAACGGUGCAUUCUUGCCAGAUGAUAUGAAUGAUAGCAGAUUUAACCCGCCACUCCAUUACUGCACCGGUCUUGAAUGGGCAUAUGAGGAGAUGAAGCGUCAUCAGAGAGAGAAUUUGUCAGCAGGCGAAGCAUCCUACAGCUCUGAAAGCUAAUACCUUUAAUCAUCGUCACCUUGCUGCUUUCUGUAUUGCACUAAAAAGUUCAGUGUGUUGUAUUACUGUGCUUACCUGGGAGUCUUGAAUGUUUUUCUGUUAUGAUGUGAAACUUUUCACAUACACAGAAACUACGUUGUGUCUGAUCCAUCCAGACAUGAGUUGUAAUUUCGAAAUUCUCUAUAUUUUUAAUCGAAUGGUGUGAUUAUUGUGUGCGUGCUUA